Messenger RNA from Rana temporaria (common frog), 1498 nucleotides. It is a transcript of the gene MYOG, whose product is annotated as myogenin. The transcript is spliced from 3 exons. Gene Ontology annotation, biological process: positive regulation of transcription by RNA polymerase II; muscle organ development; positive regulation of myoblast differentiation. Bases 89 to 796 code for a protein of 235 amino acids. Gene Ontology annotation, molecular function: DNA-binding transcription factor activity, RNA polymerase II-specific; RNA polymerase II cis-regulatory region sequence-specific DNA binding; protein dimerization activity. NCBI's taxonomy places the organism in Eukaryota, Metazoa, Chordata, Amphibia, Anura, Ranidae. The record is from RefSeq and is a predicted model, not a curated record.
UAAAUGGCAUCAAGCAGUUGGUGUGAAGAGGAGAAGUGCAGUUGCUGUGUUGUUAUUGAAGGGAAACACAUCUUAACAGUCGAACACGAUGGAACUCUUUGAAACCAGCCCUUACUUUUUCCCAGAGCAAAGAUUUUUCGACAAUGAAAAUUAUUUUUCCACACGGCUCCCCACUUAUGAUCAGACUGGAUUUCAAGAUCGUGGCUCCAUGGGUAUUUGCGCUGAUGGUGUUAUACUGCAAGGAGCAGGCAUUGAAGAGAAGGUAUCUCCCCAUGCCAGCGUAGGCCAACAGGACCACUGUCCCGGGCAAUGUCUGCCAUGGGCCUGUAAAAUGUGCAAACGGAAGACAGUGUCUUUGGACAGAAGACGAGCUGCUACGAUGAGGGAAAAACGCAGGUUGAAGAAAGUAAAUGAAGCUUUUGAAGCCUUAAAAAGAAGCACUUUGUUAAACCCUAAUCAGAGACUUCCUAAAGUUGAGAUCUUGAGGAGUGCCAUCCAGUACAUAGAACGCCUGCAAGCUCUGCUGUCAUCCCUUAACCAGCAAGACAGAGACCAAAGAGAUUUGCUGUACAUAACUAAUGGAGGGCAGCGUGUGGUAUCCAGUGAAUGUGGAUCAACUUCCUCAUCUUGCAGUCCUGAGUGGAAUGAGUCCGACUUCAGUGGAAGUCAAAGCGAAAACCUUCUAAGUGAUGAUUCCUCAGAGCAACGUGACAUAAGUUCAUUGUCUUCGAUCGUUGACAGCAUCACAUCUGGAGAGGUGUCUAUAAACUAUUCUGAGCAGCAUAUUGGAAACUAAAUUAUGCAAGAUGUUGUUUGUGGACCUUCCUGUAAGCUAAUAGCACACUGGAAGUAACAUAUUAUGGACCGAUUCUCGUAGCACUGUUGUCUGAUAAAAUGACUUAGAAAUGAAAUCUCCUCUCAGUGACGCCAUUGACAUUUUGGUGGUACAGGGUAUUAAGUGACAUAGGAGGUAUUUGGAGAGAAAUGGAUAACAUAUUUAAACCUAGAUCCUUUCAAUAAGUUUUGUCCAACCAAAUCUUUAGGAUAAAGUUAUUUAUUAAUGAAACUUGUCUCUACUAUUCACGUAGCAAGAGACUGAAGAGCGACAAUCAUACCACUGGCUAAUAUUUGGAACAUUUUGCAUUUAUUUUCUAAAUACGUUUUUCUUCUAAACUGAAUGCUCUAAGCAUAUGUGACAGAAAAUAAAGUAAUGUGAGAGUAUUUAAAAAAUUGCACAGAAUAUCAUAGAAGUCUUCAAAAGGGCAAUAUUAAUUUAAAAAUCCACUGACCGCUCACUUAGGUUGAGGGAUAUUAAAAGUACCAGUACUCUUUUGCAUGUAAGAAUUGGUCUAUUUCAAGAGCAGUGUGAGAAUACCACCACCUGAGAAUAUUUACCAAGUUUGAGCUGAUCAUGCCAGGCCUCAAGUGUUGUUUCCAAGACUGGGAGACCUUUAAAGCCUGUUUAGAAAUAGUUUUCUUUGCAGUAAAGUCUUCUUUU